Messenger RNA from Cucurbitaria berberidis CBS 394.84, 3391 nucleotides. Its product is annotated as WD40 repeat-like protein. Gene Ontology annotation, molecular function: protein binding. Bases 17 to 3391 code for a protein of 1124 amino acids. Lineage: Eukaryota; Fungi; Ascomycota; Dothideomycetes; Pleosporales; Cucurbitariaceae. The record is from RefSeq and is a predicted model, not a curated record. The transcript has 4 exons.
CACCGUCACGCCCAAAAUGUUUGAGAAUGUGUGCGCUAUCCCGCUCGACCACGAUCUGUUCGCGCAGGCGAUCCAUCCCGAGGAACCAAUUGUCGCGGUAGGACUCGCCUCCGGCCAUGUUCAGACAUACAGGCUGCCCCCGGGUGCAAGCGACGACAGCGACAAUGACGCGACAUUGGCCUCGGAGAAUGGAUUCGGGCACAUAGAAACGGCAUGGAAGACGCGGCGGCACAAGGGAAGCUGCAGGACUCUUGCGUAUAGCCUGGAUGGUGCGCAGUUGUACUCUGCUGGCACAGAUGGCAUCGUAAAGGUCGCCGAUUCUGCAACGGGCCAAGUCACUGCAAAGAUAGCUAUUCCGCUGGACCCUGCAAACAAUGGCAUCGAUGCCCCGACACUCGUCCACGCCCUCUCCCCGCAAUCGCUGAUCGUCACCACCGACUCGUCCGCUCUCCAUAUCUACGAUAUCCGACAGCUGGGCGGCAAAUCAGCACUGAAGCCCCAAGACACGCACCACCCUCACGACGACUACAUUUCCUCCCUCACACCUCUCCCGGCGACGCAAGCGAGCACCAGUGGCUUCAGCAAGCAAUGGGUCACAACAGGCGGGAGCACACUGGCAGUCACUGAUCUGCGGAGAGGCGUCAUGGUUCGCAGCGAGGACCAAGAUGAAGAGCUGCUCACCUCGCUCAUUGUGACCGGCCUCUCUACCAAGGGCACCAACGUCGGCGAGAAGGUCAUCGUGGGUGCAGGCAAUGGCGUUCUCACUUUGUGGGAGCGCGGAGUCUGGGACGAUCAAGAUGAGCGCAUCGUUGUCGACCGCUCCAAGGGAGGUGGAGAAAGCCUGGACUCCAUGGCGCUACUGCCCGACGGCGUCGGACCUGGUGGAAAGAUCGUCGCAGUAGGCAUGGGCAACGGCGACAUACGCUUUGCCAAGAUUGGACCCAACAAGAUUGUCGCAGAGCUCAAACACGAUGAGCUGUCACACGAAGGCGUCAUCGCCCUUGGCUUUGAUGUCUCUGGCAGGAUGAUCAGUGGUGGUGGCAAGACUGUAAAGGUGUGGGGUGAGAAGACCUGGCAAGAUGUCGAUGAAGACGAGGACAAAGAAAUAGAAGACAGCACAGCAAUUGGAAAGCGCGAACACGACAGCGAUUCAAACCAGGAUAGCGAUGAGGAUAUGGAAGACAGCAGCGAAGAGGAUGAGCCCAAGCAAAAACGCAAGAAGAGGAAGCGGAACAAGGGCAAGCAGCAGAGCGGGCAUGCUCGGUUUAGGCAGAGAGCAGACGAUUGCAACUGCUUCCUAUCGGUCGACGCGGAGACACUCGCCAAAACCUCUGUUUUCCAGACCGCCACCGCCGAUGGCCCUGUGGGAGUGCAUGGGCAACUGGACGAGCAUGCACAAGCUGCAUUGAGUGAUUUCAUCGCCAGCAAAAAAGCCAAGCAUAGUGAGCAACUCGUGCAGAGAGCCGAAUGCUCCAAAUUAUACCAACCCCUUCUUGACGGCGAGGUCCGGGUCCUCGAGCUUUAUCCGGGUGAGCCCGAUGACCCGUUCAAAGGAACUCUUCAUAUUGUCAGCAUUGACUUCUCAUAUCCAUUGAUGGAGGACAUGAGCUACAAAGGCGAAAGGUACACAAGACACACGAACCACGCUGUGUCGCUUGCCACUGAGAAACCUGUGUGGUACACGGCACUCAGUUAUGUAUGGGGAGCACCUAUCUUCGAUCAGGCAAUAUCGAUUGAACCGGGUUUUAUAAAGAUCACAAGCAGUCUGGCAAGCGCGUUGCGCCAUCUGAGAUCGAUCGAAAAUAGCGUCAUCCUGUGGAUUGAUCAGAUCUGCAUGAAUCAACCGGACAUUGCAGAGAAGGUACAGCAAAUCCCACUGAUGGGAAAGAUCUACACGAAUGCGACCAAUACCCUCAUAUGGCUAGGCGAUGAUGAAGACUCCAGUUCAGUCCUUGCAUUUGAGACGAUGGAGAAUGUACAUGCAAGACUACAGGGAAGCGAUGCGCAAGUAACCCCAGAAGAUUUUGGAAGACUACAUUUCCCUCCAGCUACGGACCGAUCUUGGUGGGCUGUCAAACAGCUUCUCAGGCGGCCCUGGUUUACCCGGUUGUGGACAAUACAGGAAGCAUUCCUUUCCCGCGACUUGUUCAUUGAGUGUGGUCGAGCCAUAGCCUGUUGGGAUGAUUUCGCGGCAUGGUGCUAUUUACUACACGAGUCCAGACUGCUCCAAUGGCUAACAACGAACGAUGCUCUCGAUCGCGAAUAUUCCAAAGGUGAUCCAACAGCCGCCCCAUUACCUCAAGGUGCCACAGUAGUCAAUUCAAUUCAAGCAGAUCGUAUACAAGGCUUGACUCUCGUCCAGAGGGAAUAUCUGCUUAACAUCCUCGUCUCCACGCGGUACGCUCAGGCAACGCAACCGAAAGACAAGAUCUAUGGCGUGCUAGGUAUGGCAGAGUCGAACAUAGUUGCAGAUUACUCACCUGCGGUUACCGAUAGAGAAGUUUUCCACGAAGCCUGCCUCACACAAUUGCCUCUUCUUAUCUACGAGCUGCUGAGUUGCGUCGACCAUGAUCAGCCACUCCAACCAUCGUGGAUCCCUGACUGGGGUUCUCCUCGGGUCACCGAAGCCCUAGGGUACUCGACGAAGGCGUGGACGUUGUAUUGCGCCGGCGGAAGGCCUGUAGCUGGGCAGUUCCCUAAGAUGGCCUUAAGCAAAGACAAGAAGCAGGUCACCCUCGCCGGUAAGAUGUUCGAUACCAUUGUAACGCUUGGUUGCGUAAGUCAGGAUCCGAAGCUCGACAUCGAUAAUCCGCAAUCUGGGAACCGCGAACUGGCUUCAUACGUCAAUAUUGUCCGCGAGGCAAUUGACGCCCAGACCUAUCAUUCAUCUGAGACCUCAAUCUACGGCGCUUUCUUGUAUACUCUUUUAGCUGGACGCGAUGGUUCUGGUGUUGCUCUACCUUCGCAAGACCAUAGCGAAGUCUUCAGCCUGAUUCUCGACUCUACUACGGGACACAUGCACUCCUUGCCUGGUCAAAUAUACAGCCCACGACGCCAGAAAGGGUUCUUCACUUUGAACAGCCUUAGGUCAAGAAAGCCGGCCAAAACAUUAGAAGAUCUGAGGACUGCACUUCGGGCUGCGCUGAAGAUGCGGCGUUUUGUCAUUACCAGACGAGGUUACUUUGCGCUUGUUCCGCGGGGUGCUAAAGAUGGCGAUGAGGUCGUAGUUUUUGAUAGGGCAUGUGUACCCUUCGUGGUGAGAAAGACACUAGACGAUGCUGGGAACACUGUGGGAUACAAGAUGUUGGGAGAAGCGUAUGUGCAUGGUAUUAUGAAGGGUGAGGUUAUGGCGAUGGACGAUGUGAAGCUCGAGGAUGUGACGCUCGUGUAA